UCGCUAACUGUUACGAACCGAACGGUCGAGCGUGUCGGGCUGCGUCGCUGUCAAAAUUAUCGGGGUACCGGCUUCGCAACAACUAAGAAAAAAAAAUUAAAAGAAACAAAAAACGCCAAUCGCGAUACGGCAAACGACCCCGCGUUUCGAGAACUACCCGUAACCCACCCCCUGAGCGACGCGGACUUUGAGGAGAGGCCCAUUAGAUGCGGCUCGGCGACUAACAACAAAAUACGCGGGUGUUGUUGUUGAGGCCGUUUGGUUUUGUUCUUGGUUGUUUUCGUUUUGUUUCUGUUUCGGAGAAGCCGCUUUGUCUCGGCGUGUGAGUGACUUUCGGCCGUUUCGGCAUUGGGGUGUUGCUAACAGGACAGUUUGAAGGAACCGAGGACCGGCCAAGAUGUUGAACAGCUUCACUAAACACUAUCUCCACUGUCUGCUCUUCUUCACCAUAAUCAUAAUGUUCGAGGUGUACAGUGGCGGCAUUAAAUUAGGUGACAGUGGAUUUUUCGUGCCCAACAGUGACAUCGAUCCGUGGGUGACGUACGGUUUUCUCGGCACGUGCAUACUGUAUCUGUUGCGAUUAGUGACGUUCCUGCCGUUACCGCAGGUACUCUUCAAUUUCGUCGGCCUCACAUACUACAACGCCUUCCAGGACAAAGUCGUCCUUAAAGGGUCUCCUCUUCUAGCACCGUUCAUCUGCAUAAGGGUGGUAACAAGGGGCGACUACCCUCAACUGGUCAAGACGAACGUGACGCGGAACAUGAACAAAUGUGUGGACGCUGGCCUCGAAAACUUCAUGAUCGAAGUGGUCACUGACAAACCGAUCAAUUUAGAGAACCACCGACGCGUCAGGGAGAUCGUGGUGCCGCCCACGUACAAAACGAAAACGGGGGCGCUGUUCAAGGCUCGCGCCCUCCAGUACUGCUUAGAAGAUAAGAUUAAUGUGUUAAGUGACAACGACUGGAUUGUACAUUUAGACGAGGAAACUUUGCUGACUGAAAACUGCGUUAAAGGAAUCCUGAAUUUCGUGGUCGAUGGAAAACAUCAAUUCGGUCAAGGACUAAUAACAUACGCGAAUGAAAACAUCGUGAACUGGAUAACAACUUUGGCCGAUUCAUUCAGGGUGACCGACGACAUGGGUAAACUGAAAUUGCAAUUCCAAAUGUUCCACAAACCGUUGUUCAGUUGGAAGGGAAGUUACGUGGUGACACAGGUUGCAGCGGAAAAGGCGGUAUCCUUCGAUAAUGGAUUGGACGGAUCUAUAGCGGAAGAUUGCUUUUUCGCAAUGAAAGCUUAUAGUUUAGGAUAUAGCUUCAAUUUUAUUCAAGGAGAGAUGUGGGAGAAAUCCCCAUUCACCCUGUUCGACUUCAUCCAGCAGCGCAAACGCUGGAUCCAGGGCAUCCUGUUGGUCGUCCACUCGAAAUCCAUCCCCCUCAAGAACAAACUGUUGCUGGGUUGCAGCUGCUACUCCUGGCUUACCCUUCCCCUCUCCGUCUCCAACCUGUUCCUUGCCUCCAAAUUCCCAAUACCGUGUAACCCGAUCAUCGACUUCCUCUGUGCAUUCACCGCAGCCGUGAACAUCUACAUGUACGUUUUUGGCGUCAUCAAGUCGUUCACCAUGCAUCGGUACGGUUUGCCGAGGCUUAUGUUGUACCUGAUCAGUUUGAUUGUAGUGAUACCGUUCAACUUGGUGAUAGAAAACAUUGCUGUUGUAUGGGGCAUCUUCGGCGUAAAACACAAAUUUUAUAUUGUUAAUAAAAAUGUGGGGCCAGCUAUAACUGUUUAAAAAUGUGUUUUUAGGUGCGUUUAAUUGUGUUCUAACAGGACUGAACGCAGCAAUUCGUUAAGACUGCUUUGUUAUAUUUAUUGCGGAAUAUAUUUUUGAAAAUGGCUGGAUAAAUGUGCACUCUCUAGGGUUUUAGAUGCGUAACAUUUAAAUAAAUCUGAAAUACUUAAUUUGUUCCAAGUGUUUUUGGAACCUACUUAUUAAACUGUGCUAUUCUCGUAUUUAUUACAAAUUAAUUGAACGGCUGUAAUAUAUUCGACUAUAUUUAGUAACCGUGACGUCUAGACAAUUUCUACAUAUACAAUAAUAGAUAUAAUUACUAUUUGAUCCCUCAUAAUUAUAGUCUAUAACCCUAGAUGAGCCCGUGUUUUCCAGUUAAAUUUCCCGGCGAGUCCUCGAACAAAUAUCUGUAUAAAAUGUUUGUAUUUUGCUUCAGACUAUCAUGUAAAUACAAUUCUUCCCUCUUGCAAUAACUGAAAUUGUACAGUAAUGUACAUUUUCGGAAAUAACGUACUUUCCUCACGCUUUAUUAGGAGAUAAGUGAACUAAAAUCACCGAAAAUCGAUUAUUUCGUUGUUUUUUCUAAGUUUUCACUAUUGUAUAAUCAAAAUAUAAAUCAAACGUGACCAUUCCAUAGGCUGAUACCUGUACAUAUUUUUCCACCAGUACUUAUUAAGAAAAACAAAUUUAUUAGGAGCAAUGCGUCCUCAACAAAUGCAUAUACGGAAUGUUAUUCAGCGUUAGUUAUAUGUUACAUGUGUUAAUUUCGAAUUCAAUUCUUCCUAAUAUGAAAUCAAACAUAUGUGCAUUUUUGAGUGACUGUUAAAACGAGUACUUAGUGUAGAUGCAUCCAAUUUAUUUUUUAAAUUAUACCAAAUAUAGAUAUAGUUUUAUUUAUUUUUGUCCAAAGAACUUUUUUUAGUCUCGUCGCCUCUGCCAAAAUGUAGGUGAGAAUUUGGUACCUACGCUAUUUUGUUCUCGGAUAAUUACGUAGUUCUUGCAUCUAAAUUUUCAAAUCGAUUAGCCUAUUUAAUGCAUUUCUCACUUCUUAGAGUGAUGCAAAAAAUACAUUAAGAUAUCAGUUGUAAAUACGUCUAGUUUUACUGAAAUAGAUUUGUACUGCAUUAGACUUUUUGUUUAUUGUAGAAAAUAUCCAGUAGAAACUUCUCCUGGCAGAGAUUCACAAUGUACAUAUUAUUAUUGCUCAUAAUAUCAUGCUAGUCAUAUUUCAAGUAUUUGAGAUAACCCCCAAACAAGUAUUUCAAAUAAAGCAUCUCAACUACUUGGAAUCCUUAUAUAAUUAUUUAAGUUUCACAUUUGUAACAGAACGUGAUUUUCUCCGCUUUGAGAUUUAAAUGAGUAUUAAGAAAUGUCACUGACUGCAUUCAUUUAUUUUCGAUUUCGACUCGGUUCUUGUUUUAAUAUUAUUUUGAUUUGAAUGUGUACCAAAUCAAUCUGUUAGACUGAUUUUUAAAUAAAUGCACAAUUUUUUAA
Molecule: messenger RNA, 3280 nt
Organism: Aethina tumida (small hive beetle)
Lineage: Eukaryota; Metazoa; Arthropoda; Insecta; Coleoptera; Nitidulidae
Product: beta-1,4-mannosyltransferase egh
Exons: 7
Coding region: 398-1786 (462 amino acids)
Cellular component (GO): cytoplasm
Molecular function (GO): beta-1,4-mannosyltransferase activity
Source: RefSeq, a predicted model, not a curated record